AUGUCUUUUCCAGCGCUCGUUGUUGGCAUUGAUGGCAAUGAGCCGGAAGAUAUGCAGAUGGUAGAGUUGGCCGAGAGUGUCUGCGGCGCAACCAAUGUAUCUGUCAUCGAACUUGACGAGCCCUUCGGUGCCAUUGCGGCACGGAUGAUCGACGACUGGAAGGUGCAGAGGUCACACGGCGACAAAAGUCAGGCACUAGACGAAGACGAGUUCCUCGAGCAUGUCUUCGGCGUCCUGGUCCGGCGAGCUGCAGCCGUGCUCCAUGAUUUCAAGCUUCUCGACAACCUGGGUACCGGUGAUUUGGCCAAAGCCAUCUGCAUCACUCAGCCACAUGUGUCGAAGAAGGACAUCAUGUUCACCGCAUUCCUCUUUACUCUUGCCAUCGCACGUGCACAGGACAUCCCCUAUGUCUGGUCCUCAGAUUCCGACUCUUACCUCGACCCCACCGCUGCCCCAGUCCACCGGGUUCUGACCACCAUGGCUGCGGAUCCUACCAUCGCUGGCUCGUGCGGUGCCUUGCAGAUCCACAACGCGGCACAGUCCACCAUCACCCGCCUGGUCAGCGCGACAUAUUGGACAGACCUCGCUCUCACAUCUGGGCAAAACUCAGCAUUCGAUGUCACCGACUGUCAGCCGGGGCCGUGCGCUGCUUUCACUACCACUGCUCUCUCCGAUAUUCUCCUGCCCUGGUAUACCCAGACCUUUCUCGGAGUGCGCCCGAUCGUUAAUGAGGACCGCCAUCUAAGCACGCUGCUUCUCUCACGCGGCUACCGAGUCACCUUCCACCCUGCAGCCACAGUCAUGACGGAUGCACCUUCCACUUUCGCUACGUGGAUCGUCCAGCAGGUGCGCUGGAGCCGCGCCAUUGUGCUGGAGACGAUCGCGCAUCCGCGGGUGCUGACCUCGCGGAACCCCAUGUUCGCACUCUACGCCUUGCGCCGCAUAGCAGGUCCGUACCUUCAGGCUUGGAUCGUCAUCCGCUACCUCAGAUCUGGCGCCGGGACUACGACGAGGAGCAGGAUGGCGGCGGUGGCCUUGGUUGUGCGCAAGUCAGGUGUUCUUGCAGUUUCCCCAACCCCCGAUUGUAUUUUGGGCAUCUGCAACCUUUUUAGAUGGAACUUGGGGUAA
Lasiodiplodia theobromae is the source of this 1128-nucleotide messenger RNA. Its product is annotated as Glycosyltransferase family 2. The transcript has 4 exons. The coding region runs from base 1 to 1128 and encodes 375 amino acids. Lineage: Eukaryota; Fungi; Ascomycota; Dothideomycetes; Botryosphaeriales; Botryosphaeriaceae. The record is from RefSeq and is a predicted model, not a curated record. Gene Ontology annotation, biological process: extracellular matrix assembly; hyaluronan biosynthetic process. Gene Ontology annotation, molecular function: hyaluronan synthase activity.